Messenger RNA from Phragmites australis (common reed), 893 nucleotides. RefSeq lists its product as uncharacterized. Lineage: Eukaryota; Viridiplantae; Streptophyta; Magnoliopsida; Poales; Poaceae. Gene Ontology annotation, biological process: vacuolar proton-transporting V-type ATPase complex assembly. Gene Ontology annotation, cellular component: endomembrane system. The transcript has 4 exons. The coding region runs from base 16 to 678 and encodes 220 amino acids. The record is from RefSeq and is a predicted model, not a curated record.
CAUUCAUCAUGGGCCAUGCCAACUUCCUCAGAGCUCCCGAGUCCACCAACACCACCAGCCAUGGCGAUCACCACCACCUCCGCGCCGGGCCUCGCCGUUGCCGCCACCGAUCCCAUCCGCUCCUUCCUCUCCUCUGCCGCCGCGUCUGGAGACCUCACUCCCGAUCUCCGGGACCUCGCCUCCGCCCUCUCCUUGGACCCCGCCGUCCCGUACCGCUCCCUGCGCGCCAUCUGGUGCGCCGCCUCCCCCGACGCCCGCCCGCCGCUCCGCCAGCUCCUUCGGGGCGCACACCUCGUCCUGCCCAGCCCCAAGCCUCGCGAAAAGAGCGAUGACCUCAAGGCGAGGCUGGAGAAGCUCCGGGAGCUGCAGGAGAGGAGGGAGUACGCCGAGCUCGUCAGGGACGUCGCGCCGCCCAGCAAGGACGACAGCCCCGAGCCCUUCUCCUCCUACAAGGAUCAGAUCGGAUUCGGUCUGCAUGUUGUGGUUAUAAUGUUCACAGGUUAUUUGGUUGGAUUUGCUGCGUUCAGAGCUCUGUUCAACAAUAGUCCUGUACUGAAUGCUGCUGGAGGUAUCUUAGGAUUAGUCGGUGGCAUGCUGGUGGAAACCGUUCUUUUCAUCAUUAGAUCAUCCAGCAAAGAAUUGGCGUCUUCUGUUCCAAGAUCAAAGAAAGUUCAGUAAGCACUUGAAGUGCUUUCAUGAGUCGGUGGACUGGUGGGAUUGGAAUGAUGAGAGGCCAGCUCUACUUCAUAGUCCUGCAAGAAGACCGAGAAGAGAGAACGACGUUGACCUGAUAUUGCAUUGUACUCGUUAACAUAAUAAUGUACACUGCUUGACAGUAUGAGAGAAAUUGCAGCAUCAUUUACAAUGUUUACAGUGCUAUGAUUCUUGGCUAA